Molecule: messenger RNA, 1500 nt
Organism: Zea mays
Lineage: Eukaryota; Viridiplantae; Streptophyta; Magnoliopsida; Poales; Poaceae
Exons: 2
Coding region: 491-1279 (262 amino acids)
Source: RefSeq, marked validated
CUGACAUCACAGCGGGUUCAGGGGAGGAGGAGAGGGAGAGACUUCUUUAAGAUCACCACACCCUCCCCUCACCCCUCCUCCUCAUUGUCAUCUCUCCCUCUCUCUCUCUCUCUCUCCAUUGCACUCGCUCUAUACUAGGUCCAAGGUAACUAGCAAUUGAGCUAUUAAAUUGUUGCUUGAGGUGCAGCAGAAAGGCACACUGCUACAAACAAGCUGAUCAGCUGAUGCCCGGUGGCUUCAGGACUUUGCCAAGGUUAGCGAGGUCCCGCCCCAUUUUGCUUCUCCCCUGGGCUUGCGGUUGCGUUUGAGUGCACCCCUGAGGCUUUGAUUGGGCCCUCCCGCUCCGCACUUAAGCUCUCCGCCUCGUCCAUGGCGUCGCAGCCCUCAAGACUUGCUGUCUCUUGGUAGCUGCCGCUUCUAGCUACUCCACCUAACUGAAAGAGCGUAUAGUUAGUUGGUCUUGGAUUCUUGGUCCGGUGCUGCCGCCGCCAUGUUCCUGAGAUCGAAGAUCCAGGAGAUGAUCCUGCGGAGGAGAUCGAGGUCGAUGAACAGCGCCGGCGCGCAGAGGGGCCACGUCCCCGAUCAGGCCCCGAGCUCGUCGACCGUUCCGUGCGACGAUGACAGUGCCGGCGCCGGCGCCGGCGGCAGCAGGAGCGCGGGUGCGCGUGCCCUGUUCGCCUCCCCGAGGAUGCUGCACUCGUCCUCCCUGCCCGCCGGCGCCGGCGCCGGCGUCGUCGCCUUCGCCAGGAGCCCCGCGGCGGAGCCCGAGCCCGAGACGGCCUCCUCCCUGAGCCCGACCUCCGUGCUGGACGCGGCGGCGGCCUACGUGCCACGCACGGGCAAGCGGCGCCGCCCGUGGCGCGCGCGGGACAACAACGGCGGCCUCGCGGACGUGCUGGACUGCACCGAUGACCAGCAGCAGGAGCGGAUCGUCCUCGCGGCUACGUCGUCCUCGCGCUCUCUGCUCAGGUCGUGCUCCCUGGACCGCCGCGUCGAGUUCGGCGUCAAGAACAAGAGCUCGUGGCUGCCCCUCCGCGGCCGCGGCGAGCCCGCGGCGCCGGCGCCGGCCGACCCGCGCGAGAUCGGGCCGUCGUCGGAGGACUACACGUGCGUCAUCUCCCGCGGGCCCAACCCGAGGACGGUGCACAUCUUCGGCGACCGCGUCGUGGAGGCGGAGGCGGAGACGGAGACGGAGAGCUCGCCGCGGCCGAUCAGUCUGCCGACGCGAACGGAUCCCCGUCCACGCACGCGUAGCCUGAUGAGUGAUGACGCCGCCUAGCUAGGUAAAGAAACCGAAUUUAAUUAGCUGAGUGCUAUUAUUGAGUUCAGGCAGCCUUGAUGUUGCUGUAUUGUAUUGGUUGCUCCGAUCCGUUCCAUCGUCUGAUCAGAAAGAUAGAUAGAGUUGAUCAUUCAUAGGUGUUUUCUUGAUCAGAUGAUGAACUAGACGUUUUGUCCAGGUUGAGCUGAAGCUGUGAUAUAAAUUUGAUCAUGUUGUUACUA